AUGGCGGUAGGUGAUAUCGAGGAAUUUUCAGACACACCUCAACCUGUGACACUCGCCAACAAUUCCACAGAUAUUGAAGUUAAAACUCCUGAACCAAAGAAAAAUAUAGCUGAGUCAUCGAUCACCAAUCAAAUCGAAAAAG
Messenger RNA from Paraglomus brasilianum, 142 nucleotides. The record is from the annotation of a GenBank genome assembly. NCBI's taxonomy places the organism in Eukaryota, Fungi, Glomeromycota, Glomeromycetes, Paraglomerales, Paraglomeraceae.